This is a messenger RNA of Physella acuta, 756 nucleotides long. RefSeq lists its product as uncharacterized. The record is from RefSeq and is a predicted model, not a curated record. Lineage: Eukaryota; Metazoa; Mollusca; Gastropoda; Physidae.
CCCACGAGCAAGACUAAACAACGAACUGUGACGCUUCAAGCAUGUAAUACUGACAUGAAGAUGAUGAAGAAUAAAGCAAUAAACCUGAAGCACUGACAGGUUUAUUGUUUGAUUUCUAAAACUAAAAUGGAUAUUAGCAAGGCAUGUCAGGAUGGGUUAGAGGAACUUGAUUCACUGCUAGGUAGUGAUUUACCUGCGGAUCAAAGUUCCUCAUCAAGAUCUAGCUCUGAAUCCGACACUGGAUGCAGUCACGAAUCUACUUAUGCUCUUAGAAUUGCUUCUUGGAACCUACGAGAAUUAACUGAUGCUAAAGCUUCCAAAAACAUAAUAACGGAUAACGCAUGCAGGAUAAUUAACGAAAACGAGUUCAACAUUGUUGGUAUUCAAGAGGUUCAGGGGGAACAAGCACUUGUUACGAUGUGUGAAAAACUGAAUCAGUUGAAUAAUAGAAAGUGUUGGAAAUGCGUAGUUUCAGACAUUGCUGGACGCGGUAAUCAGGGUAUGGAACGAUUGGGUUUUCUGUACGACGAAUCACAAGGAUUGGCAGAUAUUUCGUCACGUCUAUUAGAAUGUUAUAAACUUGGAAAUCUGAUUUACGAGAAAGAAUUUCAUAUUGAUUAUAUCAAAAACACUCCAAUCGAUUCGCAUUGUGACAAAUCUUACUUUCUAAAACAAUUAGAAGAAACAGGGACUGAAACGAAACAAAUUUGUACAAGGCACCCGUUACUGUUCAGGUUUCAGGUAAAUAUUAUCUGA